Molecule: messenger RNA, 2241 nt
Organism: Carica papaya (papaya)
Lineage: Eukaryota; Viridiplantae; Streptophyta; Magnoliopsida; Brassicales; Caricaceae
Product: MAC/Perforin domain-containing protein
Biological process (GO): plant-type hypersensitive response; regulation of salicylic acid mediated signaling pathway
Cellular component (GO): plasma membrane
Source: RefSeq, a predicted model, not a curated record
UGAGUCAAAGAUUACCUCAAGAACCAAAAUUUAAACCAGAGGAAACUUCCCAUGUUUACAUUAUUCCGUUUCCUAUCUUCUCUUCAUACUUGUCCUCUACUUCACAUAUAUAUAUGUGUGUGUGUGUAUAUAUAUAUUAUAAUACGAUGAAAAUGAGAACCCAACAAAAAAUAAUGCCGACUUGACAUCUUCUCCAAUAAUCGUACUUGGUCUUAUUAUUAAACUCCAAAACGUUAUACCUCUAUCAUUCUUUUGCGUGGUUAACUUGCUACCAAUAUAUAUAUACACGCAAAAUAUCAUAUUUAUAUAUAUUCAAAGAGGAAGAGAAGAGCUAAAGAGAAAAGAUCUCAUCAGCUUUGCUGAGAUGAGCAACGUUGGAUCAAUAGUGGAGAGGGCUGUAAGCAGCCUAGGCAAAGGAUUCGAUUUGACAUCGGAUUUUCGGCUCAAGUAUUGCAAAGGACAAGAAAGAUUGAUUUUGCUUAACGAAACAGAGAAACGAGAGAUCGUAGUUCCCUCCUUUGGUGUCGUCAAAGAUGUUCCCAUCGAUAUCAAAUGCGAUAAAGGCGAUCGUCUUCGAUACCAAUCCGAUAUACUCGAGUUCCAUAAGAUGUCGGAGCUUUUCAAUCGAAAAGCGGCAGUGCCAGGGAAAAUACCGUCGGGAUCGUUCAAUGCCAUGUUUGGCUUCGAUGGAGGUUCGUGGGCGAGCGAUGCGGGAAAUAUAAAGUAUCUAGGUUUUGAUGGAUAUUUCAUCACUCUGUUUAAUGUUCAUAUCGAUCGUUUUCCGCUUGUGCUGUCGGAUGAAGUCGUCGAUGCAGUUCCUUCUACCUGGGAUCCUCGUGCUUUGGCAAGAUUCAUAGAGAAAUAUGGGACGCAUGUAAUUGUGGGUCUGAGCGUUGGUGGACACGACGUCGUUUUGGUGAAGCAAGAGAAAUCAUCGAACCUGUGCCCCUCCCAGCUCAGACAACAUCUUGAUGACCUUGGUGAUCAAUUGUUCACCGGCGCCUGCACCUUGAGACCCAACUCUAAAGAACACAGAAACAAGGUGCCAGAAGCUUUUAAAGUGUUUGACCCGCAAAAUAUUCCAUUCAGUAGCUUCUCUACCGUCAAUAAAAAAGAUGGAAUAACAGUAAUAUGCUCCAAAAGGGGAGGAGAUCUAAUGGCCAGAAGCCACUGCGAGUGGCUUCCCACAGUUUCAUCAAUGCCGGACGCCGUCCAUUUUAGCUUUAUCCCUAUCACUUCUCUCCUCAACCGACGCCCUGGAAAAGGCUUCUUGUCUCACGCUAUCAAUCUUUAUCUUCGCUAUAAACCUCCAUUGCAUGAUUUACAGUAUUUUCUCGACUUCCAAUCACACAAAAUUUGGGCUCCAAUCCACAACGAUCUUCCUCUUGCCGCCGCCACUAACAGAGCCGGUGCCGGUUCAUCACCGGCUCUGCAAUUAAACUUGAUGGGUCCUAAACUCUUUGUUAACACCGCUAAGGUUACAUCUAGAAAUCUACCCGUCACGGGGAUGCGAUUGUACCUUGAAGGCAUGAAAUGCAAUAGAUUAGCAAUUCAUCUUCAACAUUUAUCAAAUCUCCCAACAAUUCUCAGAAACAAGAUAGACGACGACGUACAGUUCUGGCGAGGAUCGGAAGACAUGGCCGAUGUUCGAUACUUGGAAGCUAUACAGAGUAAAAGGUUUUCCCACGUCAGUACAGCUCGCGUUAAGUACAACCCAAGCUGGAGUGACCGAAAUGACGUCGUCUUCAUUGUAACCGGAGCUCAACUCCAUGUCACGAAACACGAAUCCAGGACUGUUCUCCAUCUCCGGCUUUUAUUCUCCAAAGUCUCAAACGCCUUCAUUGUGCAGUCAAAUUGGGCUGAAGGGGCUUCGGAGUUCUCACAGAAAUCUGGGAUAUUCUCUGCAUUUAGCAUGUCUAUUUCGGGGAAUCCUGUUAAGGCGAAACAAGAGGCAGUAGUCGUGGUGGAUUCCAGUGUGUUCCCUACCGGACCUCCGGUGCCGGUACGGACAAAUAAGUUGUUGAAGUUUGUAGAUACGUCGCAGCUGCGUAGGGGUCCGCAGGACAGUCCUGGACAUUGGCUUGUGACCGGAGCAAAGCUGGAACUGGAGAAGGGGAAGAUUUGUUUGCACGUGAAAUUCUCUUUGGUAAACAUGUAUAGAUGACGGAGUAAAAAAGGUGAGGAAGUGAAUGGAUUUUCAUGAUUUUGAACAGAGAGGCAGCAGAAUCUGGUGGAGGAAAA